CAUGUACUACACUGGAGUGCUGAAAUCCACUGUGAAGAAGGACCGGAUUCCUGUCACCCUCAAACCGCAAGAGACCAAGACUAUUCCUUGGACUUUGCUGUAUAAGGAGUACAUGAAACAUCUGGUGGACCAGGGCGCUCUGAUGCUCGCGGUCACCGGACGAGUCAAUGAGACCCGACAGAUUCUGGCCACACAGUUCAACUUCAGACUGCGCACACCAGACCUCAUCAUCACUGCUCUAGGGGAUGCUGUGGUGGGUAAAGAGUUGACAGUCAAAAUCACGUUCCAGAACCCGCUGUCACAAGUGUUGAGGAACGUUUUGUUCCGUAUAGAGGGAUUGGGAAUGCAGAGCAUUAGGAAGAUCGCAUAUGGUGAUGUGGAUAAGCUUGCGAUGGUUACACUGACGGAGAAGUUUGUUCCCACCGUCGCCGGCUCUCAAAAGCUCCUGGCAUCGAUGGACUGCCGUCUGCUCACUCAAGUGCACGGAGUCGCUGAUAUUGUGGUCAAACCAAAGUAAAAAA
Sinocyclocheilus grahami is the source of this 521-nucleotide messenger RNA. RefSeq names its product protein-glutamine gamma-glutamyltransferase K-like. Gene Ontology annotation, molecular function: protein-glutamine gamma-glutamyltransferase activity. The record is from RefSeq and is a predicted model, not a curated record. Lineage: Eukaryota; Metazoa; Chordata; Actinopteri; Cypriniformes; Cyprinidae. Bases 2 to 517 code for a protein of 171 amino acids. The transcript is spliced from 4 exons. Gene Ontology annotation, biological process: peptide cross-linking.